AGUUUUGUUGAAUCUGUACCUCAUGGCUGAUCAUGGAGCUUGCCAUACAUAUAAGCAAAGUUUGUGUUUAAUUGUGUAGAGCUUCACUAAUGAGGCUCUAUUAAUAUUAUAAAUUUAGUUAUAUCAAAAAAUAUUUACUGCAGUUAUUGUCACAAAAUGUUGAUGUGUAUAAAUCAAGUGUUAUAAUUUAACCAGUUGUCAUUAUAUUUCGUGAAAAAUGUUACGGUGAUGGAAUCCCUCGAAGAAUCAAACUGUCACUCAAUGAGCGACAGUUUUUCUUUAUAUGAGCGUUAUUUGAGAAGCUUUAAUGUUGUAGACAACUUCAUUGAUGAAAAUAAACAUCCUGAACCUAAUGAGCCGGCCUCUGACAGCAAUUGCUUUUACGAUAGUUCCGAUAGUGUAGGUAACAUUGAUUUGUCGCUUGUUGCAUCAAACUAUGUUAAAAAUAAUUACUGUGAAACAGCUGAAACUGAAUGUAAGUUGUUGACUCCGAUUGCUUGUGAUAACGCCCCUGAAAAAAGGUCAUUGUUGCACAGUGACCCGAGUAUAAAAGUAGAAUCGCCUUGCACAUCUCUUGCGGCGUCUUUACUCGACAAUUCGUCCGGUACCGUGAACUGCUUACACAGCGAUAAAUCAGAUCCUAUUGAAGUUCCUGUUUCAUCUGACGAUUCAAAAUCUGGACUGUUUAAACAUCCCGUGUUCAUAACCUCAACUAUGGAAAACAGCAACAAUGCUGUUGAUAGUGUACCAAUGUUCUGUGACGUACGAAACUCUGAAAGCAUUUUUAAGUUACCUAUCAGUGAAUUGUCAUUUAAUGGUACUAUAAAACAUGUUAAAAAAUUGAAACCUAUUGUAGAUCCCAUAACUGCCUUGACAUCAAACAAUGGAUUAGUUAAUUUAGAUGAAAAAACAGUAGAUCACUGUGUGGAUGCACAAGCUUGUGGCAGUAAUGAUGCUCAAUUAGUUAAUGAGCAAAAAGACAGUAGUGAUAUUAAAUCAAGAAGUUUAACAGAUAGCCAUAGUAGUAGUGAAAAGAACAUCAUGGAAAAGACAGCUGAAAGUUCAGGAGAUUCUCAGUAUGAAGAGUUUAUAUUAAAGCGAGACUGUCAAGUGAAUGAUGAAGGAAGUAGUGUGAAAUGGAAUUUAGAACAAAGUUACUCAUCACUGGAAGCAUCUUUUGAUAGUGGUGUGCGGUCUCCAGAUUUAUUUUCAGAUGAAGGUGAUGAGCCUCUUCCAGAGUCAGAACCAUUUUGGACCUUUCUCAAGGAUUUUGAAACUUAUGAUAAGAUGAAAGUUAAGAAAAUUGAGAAAGCACUCCAAGGAGUGUUGCCUCCGCCUUCAGUCACAAUCUUAAAAACAGAUGUGACAGAAAUGCUCAAGAAAUACUACUGUUUUUUACCAGCUUUCACUGAGACCGCCAGUAUUGAUGCCCCAGAUCUCAAUUCAGUAACACCAACGAAAAGGGUGUCCCUUAUACAAAUACCUACAGAAACAGAUUCAUUGCACUCAUCAAAUGAUGAUAUAACACAUAGAACAAAGUGUGGCACAUCAGAAGCUGAGAAAACCAAAGGAAGUACAAAGUUUGAUUCACAACUAAAUAUUAGUACAAAUUGCAAAGGGAUAAACAUAAAAAUGUGUACAGAAAUUGAAGCUGCUGAAAUGGUCUGGCCAGAUGUGUUAAAAUACAGAAGUCAUGAUGUUUAUUACAAUGUGACUAACUACUCUGAGAAGGUUGAACUGUUAGCGCUACGUUAUGGGGAGAGAUAUGUCGGCGCGGAGACAGACACCAGUGUCAGUAUUCACUCUGGGGGCUUGCAGUCCCCAAGUAGUGCUAGCAAGAGGAAAGCACUUAGACUCAAGAUGGCACAAGCGACGUCACCAGGUAGACGUUUGUCUCACUUGGCUCGUCGCCGACAAGCAUUCUGCAGUGCAGCCACCAUCAAUGAAAAGGCACAAGCAACCAACUCAAGAAUGGUGCUUAUUGAUAAGAAUUUCUUCCCACACAGAAAGCUGAUAAACACAUCUGAAAGAAAAAGUCCGCGACUGCGACGUACUCCGGGUAAGAAGACGCCCAUCCGUAAAUCGCUCGGUCAGAAGACACCAAUUAAAACCCCAAAGUCGCGCAAUGAAGGCUCCAGCCGGAAGAAAGCUAUGAGGAGACUACUUAUGGAUUCAGAAUCUAUGACACGGUCCCAGCCAUCCCGAGAAACACUGAAGAGGGCAUUAUUUAUAAGUCCAGAGAACCGAAAGACUGUUCCACCGGCUCCCUGUUCUUCAGUACCACUUCAGGCAAUGAGGUCUAAAAGAGCUUUGUUCGGAUCUCCAGAUUUAGCUCAAACUAAGAGUUCAGAUGGAUCUCUAAGUGACCAAUUCUUAAAGAGGAAACGUGAUUCGUUAGAUGAUGACCCGAAUAACAGUAGGAGCAAAAUAGCAAAGAGUUUGUCUUUCGGUGGCGAUACAAUAGGUAACACACAGCCGCAAUCGUUCUCUCGCCGAGCGUCUGAAAUGUUGGUCUCGAAGACUGCGGGUAGUGCUCAAUUGAACGAGAAUCAUAAAAAGAAACUUUUAUGGGCUGUGUGUGAGGCGUUACGGCCGCACGGAUGGUCGAUGUCCUCGCCUGGUUUCCGCGAGAAGGCGUCGGCUCUGGCGCGACUCACCCGCAAACUGCUGACGCUGGCGCCGCACGCCGCCAGGCUCGCAUCCCCCAACCUUUCUACAUCUGACACAAUGCUCAAACUCGCUCGCCGGUACGUGUUUGCAAUAAUACAAGGACGUUCAAUCGACGAUUGUUUCGAAGAGGAACAAGUGAAGGUUAACAAUGAAUCCAGUACUAAAAUCACUGGAUACAUAUCGGCAACUGCUUACCGGCAGCUGAUGGCAAGACAAGCGGCUACAAGUACUUCCACCUCGCAGAUCAAAGAGAAUACUUGCAACAAUAGUUCUGUGAAGUUGGAACAACCCAGGAGCACAUCGAAAAACAUCUUACAAGACAAGUUAGUAAAUAUCGAUGCAAAUUCAAGUAGCAGUAGUGGACUCAGUUUGUUGGAUAAAACGAGUGUCGGUUUGUUCAAAUCACACUCGAUGCCUUCGUUCGAAGAGGCAGCUAAGAUGAGAGCCAGGAGGCAAAUUAGUUUUGAUAAUGUCGAUUUUCCAAAAAGGUGAUGUGCUCACGCAGUCAAUGUCAAUUCUGUUAUGUUUCAAUAAUAUUAGGCAAUACUUUUUUAUACAUUUGAAAAACGAACAAACAAAGGGACUCAUUUUUGAAUGCUUUAUUAACAUUGUUACUAAACCCACGCCGCGAAUAUCUUAACUGCGAUAGCAAAAAAGCCAUAUAUGGUAAUACAUACAGAAAGAGACGCCAUUAUAGGAAUUUAUGGAUAUCAAAAAAAAAAACACACACACACACAGUACUUCCACAUUUUCUAGAGUUUUGCACAUGUUGACAUUUUAAUUUGUAUGUGAUUUCCUAUAAUUGCAUCUCGGUAUGUAUGGUUUAGUUUCUUCGCUGCCGCGUUUUGUGGCGUUAUUACAGCUUAAUGGUAUGAUCUGAGUAAUUAAGUAGUGAUCGUGUAAACAAAAACAAUAAUCUGAUAAUUUUACAAAUGGAUAAAUAAAUUAAAUAACGAGUCGAUAUUUAAAAAGGGGCAAACUUGUGUUGGAUCCUAAUCAGUAAAUUAAUAUUCACUGUUAUCUCUUCUCUCAUAUUGUAGUUAUUGAUACCUGAUACAUAUUUUUUUAUAGCUAAUUAAAUAUAUUGCAUGAGCUAUCAUUCUUUCUACUUUGUAAUUUUAUACGGUAUUUGUGCAAAUGAAAAAUUGAUUGACAUUAACUUGUAUCAUAAUUGUAUAUUGGUGUAAAUUUUCUGGUAUAUGUUUAUAGUCUAUCUCCCAUAUAUACAAUGUUAGGUUUUAAAUAUUAAUCUAUACAUAAAGAUAUUAAUUGCUCUUAAUAUGCAUUCUAUUGUAAAAUAUAUCAGUGUUGUGUGUAGUCAACCUUGGUAUAAAAUAGAUACAUCUUGUAUUUUAUACAUAUAACUAAAUGUGAGCAUACAUAACAUCCAAAUAACGAUAAUUUGUCUUUGGUUGUUCCUUAGCAAUUGUAGAAAGAAAAUAGAUUAGUUUGAAUUGCUUUAUGUCUAUGGCUUGUCUUGUUUAUAGAAGGAAUAGUAACAUUUAUGAAAACUUUUCAAUGUCGAUAUUAAAUGUUGCCAAGCCUUGUAACUAUGGUUUAUUUUUUCUGCAAUUGACAUAUAUUUGAAGGAACGUUGCAAGUCAUUCUUUGCUUUUGCACAGUACUAUGUAUAUUUAAUAAUUGUUAUAUCGAUAAAUAAAUCUUAAGACUUCUAAGGGAUUGACAGUUUAUAUUACUUGCUAUGGAACCGAUCCUAAAAUUAUCUCUAAAAUGACGGAAUAUUAGUUGAGUGGAACGACUACAGGUUGAUUCAAUUAAAUGUGUUUAAUAACGAUGUAAACAUUUCUUUCAUUCUUCUAAAUUUGUUUCGGCGUGGGUCUAUCUGUUAUUACUGUUUGCAUUAACUAUCUAAAUACUGCUUUAACUCUGUGGCUUCCAAGAAUUGACAUUUCAGAAAUAAAUUGACAAACUUGUAAAUAUUAGACUUAUUGACUAUUUAUUUAAGUAUAAAUGAAUAAAGGGGAUGUUCAAGUAUUACGUAACGUAAUUUUUGAAGAUUUUUAACCUACCCUCGUCCCCAUAUAACGCGUUGUAACAUUUUACCGUACCCUCUCCCCGUCUUUAAAUUUUACGUAAUUUUUUACCUAAACUUCACAACACUAACAAAUAUAGACAACAAAAGAAAAAUAAAAAUGACGUACAAUACAGUCCAAGGAUUUCCUGUAAAACAAACGAAAAGGAUUGCCAACUUAGGGGAUUCUAAUUUCUUAGUUUUUAUUAAAAUAAAAUGAAUAUUACGUAAUGCAUCGUUCGAAACCUCCUCCCAUUCCUGCAACGCGUCGUAACGUUUCACGAGACGCCUCCCCUCCCCAAAUUGCGUUACGUAGCACUUGUAUGCCCCCAAACUUGUAACAUUUAAGUUAAACGAAUUACUUUUUUUUUAGUUGCUGUGACUUAUUGACUUAUAAAUUAAUAUAAUUUUAUUAGUGAUACUUGAAAUAUAUUGAAGUAAUUGAAUGAGAAUGCAUAAUUAUAAGUUAGGUAAUAAAUAUUGUCCAGCCAACAUAGCUCAUUUGUUCGCAAUGCUCUUUUUAACAGUACAUUGUUUUUUUUUAAAUAGUUUUAUGUUGUUAUUCAAAGCAUGACUUUUCUAGUAGUUCAUGAAUGACUUUUGUUUAAUAUAUGUUAUAAAAGUAAGUGUUACAUGCUGUGUGUAUUACAUCUAAUGUAUUCGUAUUUUGUGCACUGAAUAUAAUAUGAAUUUGACUUCAUGUAUAUUGGCGGACCUAAUGUGUUACUAUUGCUGAGCUUGAUCUCGGGUUUUAAUAAAUUAUUUUGCUGUCAGAAA
Molecule: messenger RNA, 5479 nt
Organism: Galleria mellonella (greater wax moth)
Lineage: Eukaryota; Metazoa; Arthropoda; Insecta; Lepidoptera; Pyralidae
Gene: mi
Exons: 7
Coding region: 229-3162 (977 amino acids)
Source: RefSeq, a predicted model, not a curated record